Messenger RNA from Zootoca vivipara (common lizard), 3048 nucleotides. RefSeq names its product coiled-coil domain containing 14 (gene CCDC14). Gene Ontology annotation, cellular component: centriolar satellite. Gene Ontology annotation, biological process: protein localization to centrosome. The record is from RefSeq and is a predicted model, not a curated record. Lineage: Eukaryota; Metazoa; Chordata; Lepidosauria; Squamata; Lacertidae.
AGUCAGCUUGGAGGAAGAGGCAGCCUCUUGGCUGGAAGGAGAUGGCGAGGCCGGGCUCUGUAAGGCACAAGGUACUGUCAUCAGGAAGGUUGACAGGAUCAGCUAAAUUAACAAGCGGAGGAAAACAGAAUGCUUUAAGAAAAGUGGCACGUCCUGAUGCUGAUUUUGGCUACUCCCUGUAUUCCACAGAUUCUGAAGAUCAGGUUGCAACCAUUCAUCAUGGCCUGGAUCGCUGUGCAUCUUUACUAAAGGACAUUUUGCAAAAUGAAUCUGAAGGGAUGGAGAACCUCUGUCAAAAGGCAGGAAAAGCAGCUUUUGUCAGAACAGCUUCAAGACCUUUACUCAGUAAAGUCAAUGGUUCAAAGAAGAGGGGUCAAAAGAAAAAAAUUAUUUCCGCAAAUGUGCGUAAAGGAAUGGUGCCUAUGCCAAAUAAGCCAGCAUCAGUGAAUGCUGCAGUUGUUGAAAAAGACACAACCCCUGUAAGCACAGGGCAACCUGCUCCUCUUCAACCAAUUCAUAUACCUUGCACUCAGCACUCUCCUGUAAUGCAUCAGAAACUGUGUGAGCAUGUGCAAACCCAGAUGUCUCUGCUAAACACCCAAUCGCUGCAGAAAUCCAGUGGCAUUCCUGAAGUUCCAUGUUCCAUCAUUCCUGAACACACAACAUAUCAGCCUGUAACGGCAUUCAACUCCCGUUUGCCUACCUCUACACCAGCUCUGUCCCCACAAUCUGCAGCUAAUCCUUCGGUUGUUCAGCCUGGUGCUGUCAUUGAGAGCUGCAGUCAGUGUGCAUCACAAAUGGGACUUCUCUUGCCAGAAGGCCCCAGUGGCUCCACUUCCGCUGCCCAAGUGCAGACUGUUGCUUCAUGUUCUGCCCUGCCCCAUGUGAUUCAAUCUGUUCCAAACAAUCCUACGCCACCCACAGUACUUGCUCCACCUAGUACCAGAGAAACUGUGCCAGACCAAGGAAACCACGAGCAGCAGAUUAAAGAGGCAGACCUAAUAAGGUGUAUUCAAGCACAUCUUGCUCUGUUGCAAGCACAUGAAAAGGAGAAUGGGAAGGUUGAUGGAAAGUACCAAGAUGUUGACCCAAUUCAGUCCAAUCCCUUGAGUUCUAGAGAAGAAACGGCUGAAGAAUAUAGUGAGAGCACUCUUAGUGAAGAGGAACACUUGGAUAGAGUUGAUAUGGCACCAGUGAGAGAUACAAGCUGUCAGACAAGCUUUGACAAUGACAUUUUAAAACCUAAAAAGACAAGCCUUCAAAAAACAGCUCAGAAAGUGAAAACCGUGAACUAUCUUUUGGGAGAGCUUAAGGCCUUGCUCACUGAUCAGGAUGAUUCAGAAAUUUUGAGACUGCUAGGUGAAGUGGAAGGCACAGUAUCACUCUUGCCUGCAGUUGUUGGAAAUGCAAAUGUACAAGCUGAAAUAGCACUUGCUGUUCAACCUCUCAGAAGUGAAAAUGCCCAGUUGCGCAGACGAUUAAGAAUAUUGAAUCAACAGCUGAAGAACCAAGAGAGAGCAGAAAAAGAAUGCAACCUGGAUAGCAACUAUGAAUUCUCGCUCCAGUCUUUGAAUGUUACAUUGCAGAGUCAGUUGAAUGAAUAUAUGAAAAGCAAUGAGUUGCUGCGAAAUAAAAAUGAAGAUAUCAUAAAAAUGUUAGAAAGCCAGAAAGAGGAAAAUAGAAGGCUGACCAGAAUAAUUCACGAGAGAGACCAAGAGCUUCUUGAAAAGCAACAGCAGUAUGAUAUUUUCUCAACAAAGCUCAAAAUUGAAGCAGAUGAUAUAUUGAACAGCACGAAGAGCUUGCAGUACAAGUUGGAAGUCGCUGAGAAAGAAAACCAGAUCUUAGGCAUAACAUUGCGUCAGAAAGAUGCAGAAGUGAAUAGAUUGCAUGAAUUGACUCGGGCUCUGCAGGGCAGUAUGUCCAAACUUCUCUCGGACCUCACUGUGGACACUGCCAAACCAAAACAGGAAAGAAGUCUGUCAAAAGAGCUCUUGGAAAUUCAUGAAAAACAGCUGCAGGCUGACACAUACCCUCUAAGUGAUUCUGUAAUGAGCUACCUUAAAAAGUUAGAAACCAGUCCUAUUCUGGCAGAGCCUGUCUUACCAAAAAGCGAGAUGAAGAUACCAGGUCAAGCAUAUGACAUGAGGGCAACUGAAGACCCUCCUCAAAACAGCCCUGUUGCAGGGCAAAUAGUGGCUCCAAAAAGCUUUGCCUUUCUAAAGCCUGAAGUUGAAGCAGCCAGCAAUUCAAGUACUUUGGUAGAAGGGCAUGGGCCGGAUGAGACUAUUUACAUUCCAUUGAGUAGCAGUCCAUCUCAGAAACCAGCUGCAGCAGCUGAAAGGACAACAGAUACACAGUGUCAAGUUUCCCCAAAACGGGACUGUAACUUUGGGUUGGCCAAUUCCAAGCAGCCAAUUAGGUUUGGGAUGCCGGGCAACAAUGCAAAGGCCGUUGAUAAAUUGUAUGGUAGCCUUAGUCCAAAAAAGACUGCGGAAAAUAAGUCUGAAAGUAAGGGGAAGACAGCAAAGCUGGAGGGAGACAGACGUCAAAUGCAGCCAAAAGAAAUAACAAAUGAAGCUGCUAAAAUGAUUUCGGACGACCCAGAUGGACUUCAGCCUGAUAAAUUCUUUUAUGCUUCUAUUCCACAUCAGAAAGGAAACACACAGAAAAAAGGCCCUGGUAUUUCUGUUCCUGACUCCAGUUUCUCAACUUUUGACUGGAUGUCUGGAAAAUCUGAAUGGACUAUAUCUUCCUUUUCAACAUUCACUUCUAGAGAUGAAGAAGACUUCAAAAAUGGUCUAGCAGCCUUGGAUGCUAACAUAGCUAGACUGCAAAAGACUUUGCAGAAUAGUUUGGAAAAAACAGCAAGUCGUUAAUGCACUAUUUCAGAAGAAACUACAGAAAUGCUUUCCAUGAAAUCUGGUUAUUUUAUAGCAUGUUUGUACUUGUAUAACUUUUGAAUUGUUGCUAUAACACUUUUUUUACUGACAAGAUGAAGAGCUGUUUUACUGGCAAAAAUUUAUUCAUUACAUAAAUGAAGAUUAA